Anisakis simplex (herring worm) is the source of this 1002-nucleotide messenger RNA. The record is from the annotation of a GenBank genome assembly. NCBI's taxonomy places the organism in Eukaryota, Metazoa, Nematoda, Chromadorea, Rhabditida, Anisakidae.
AUGAAUCCGUAUGGAUGCCUAUUAUUAGGGUGCAUAAGCAAAACUGUUUUCUCAACGAAACCCAUCCCUAUACCGAUCCGUGAUUUUUUUUUUGGAUCUGAUCGGUCGAUCUCUGAUCGAUUUGUGAUUAUAAGCAAAAAACAGAACGAAACUCAUCUCUACUCCUUGAGCAAAUAUAAGGAAACGAAGAAAAAAUGUUGUCUUUCGAAGCAAAUUUCGGCCUCUUUUCCAGGAACUUAUUUGUGUGAGUCGAGUUGUAUGGCGCUUCAGUUUGAUGCAGCGUCGAAAUUCAUGUUUUUGGGUGAUGGCGGUGGGAAUAUUAAUUUGUUACGAUUGAAUGACGCUGAAGCACAAUUCGUAACGAAGCUCUCAGCGCAUACUGGUUCCAUAACAUCACUGGAAUGGGAUUGUGCACGGCAAAUGCUAUUUUCUGCGUCCACAGAUCAUUUGGUGAUAAUGUGGGAUAUCGGAGGAAAGAAGGGGCAGGCGUUCGAGUUGAAUGCUCACGAUGCGAAACUGUCGUGUUUGGCGUAUGCGGAUGGUGCGAAUCGUUUGUUUUCUGCUGAUGAGAAUGGAACAUUGGUUUGUUGGGAUAUGAAGGCGAAACGAAUCGAAACACCCGAAUGGAAGACGAGUGAUAAUUGUCAGUUGUGUGAUGCACCGUUCUUCUGGAAUAUCCGUGCAAUGUGGGACAGAAAGGUUGUUGGUUUACGUCAACAUCAUUGUCGUACGUGUGGCAAUGCAGUAUGUGCUAAUUGCUGCGGUAAUACGACGAAAUAUCCACCGAUGGGUUAUGAACGUUCCGUACGCAUUUGUAAUACGUGUCAUUGGAAUAUGGAGCAACAUCCUGAACGAUUCGAUCUAACACCACUGGCCGUGAUCAGCGAGUUGCGUCAAGGGGUCGUGUGUAUGCAUUUACAGGAGACAUUAGGGCGUUUGGUAACGGUUGGUUUAGAUCGUGUUAUUAUGAUAUGGGAUGUGAAACAGUUAGUGGGUAAUUGA